GUUGAGCUGGGCAAGUUCAAUCUUUUGGAUGAGGUGCGCCCGGUGGUUGUGCGGCAACGAGAUCAGGGCUUCGGACAUCUCUGGCCUCGCCCUGCUUUGGAAGCUGUUGACCUUUGGCAAGUGACUGAGCAUACGCCUUUGCAGCUGUCUCGCAAGCUGGGUGGUGCUAGAUUCAUUGAGUUCUUCAGGGGCCUCUUGGCACGCUGUGGUCUGCCUCAGGAAGCUUUGCGUGGUGUGGCAUACAACCGCCUUAGGCGUUUUCUUCCCACCGGCGGCACCACCUUUAGCUUCGAUAACUCCCGUUUGCAGGCACUUGGUUCUUGGACAGAAGCGGCUCAGGACAAUGUUCGCCCCAGUGGCCCCAAGCGUCAGCGCUUAAUGAGUCACCAUUAUGCUGGUAACAAGACUGCCACUAGUUGCGAUGCAAAGCGUCAGGUGAUUGAUGGUGUACUUCAAGUUUUUCACCGUCGUCAAGGCGCAUUGGUUCAGCCAAACGGCCUCUUGGGGCCCUCUUCUGUCAUGUGGAAGGACCUUUCUGGUCAGCAGCCUUCUCUCGAGGAUUGUGUGCCCAAGGAGAAUGCACAACCGGGAUCUUCUUCCAGUUCUUGUUCGUCCUCGAGCUCGUCGACAGGCUCUGACUCGGAGGCGGAGAUUCCUGAUGAGGACACCAGUGAUUGGCAGAUCCGUUUGCGACUGCCCUUCGCAACAGUCGCCCGGACCUGCCUAUGCAUCGCUUUGUCAGCCAGCCUUAGUGCUGUGUUCGCGCAGGCGACCUUCAAUGAUCAGGAGCUGGCGGCUUGGGCGGCUGGCCUCAACGACAAUUACUUGCAGCGCAUCCUGGCGGCCUUGAAUGCGGAGAGAGCAGUUCGCCAGCGAGUCCAGAAUACUACGGGCUCCCAUUCUCAUGCUAGCGCGGGUGUGCCCCCGCCGGUGCAGCCAUACCAAGUGCAACGGCUAGCUGCUCGAGAUUGCUUCCAGCCUCUGUGUCAGGUUUUGCAGCCCUCUUGCAUAAUGUCGCAGACGCUUCGAGUGGAUCUUCAGGCUGAUGAUCGUGGCCUUCAUUCUUGCUUUGCGGCGAGUGGGGUCAAACAGGACUGGAUCCAGGCGGUGGUGUCACAUCAUCGUCUUGAGACUUUGGAUGAUUUCGUCUACAUGAUCAAUAAGGGUGAAUGGGAGUCUUCAUUGGCUGCCUUCGUUCAGGAGGUCGGUGUCAUUCGUGAUAAUCGCUUAGCUCUUGCACGCUUCAAGGCGGCCUGGCAGGCGGGCUCUGCGGCAAUCGCUGCUAGUCAGCAGGCUGCAACACGUCACCAGCAGGAGACUGAUCUUGAGGAGCCGCUGCCGGAGGCUACCACCCAGCAGCUUCAGCAUGACUUCCAGAAGGCCUAUGGCUUCGUGGUGGAGACGCACCUGGAGCCUUCUGACGCCCUGCGCGGGCGUGUCUACCGCGAGUUCAGGCGACACACCAUGACGGUCAUUGAGGCUCGCAAGAUCAAGUCCGUGGUGGCUCAGGCCACCCCUCAACGGGAGGAGUCUGUGAGUCUUCAGGGGGGCCUCACAUUGAACUUCCAUAAGGACUCGGUGGUUACUUUGCGCAAUGCUGUUGAUUACUUUUGGAGCUUGCGCAUCUUGGCCUACGCUUGGGCGUGGGCGGGCAACUACAUCUCCAAGGACAUCGACGGCAAGGAUAAAAAGAUGAUUGACCUCACAUCGGCCCUGAACUACGCCGACCUGGCGCUCCGCUGGUGCAUGGAGUUCGGGAAUGGCCAGCUCUCGUGGAUCCAACGGAACGAUGUCUUGACCAGGGGUAAGCUUGCUAGUCGG
Symbiodinium necroappetens is the source of this 1821-nucleotide messenger RNA. NCBI's taxonomy places the organism in Eukaryota, Dinophyceae, Suessiales, Symbiodiniaceae. The record is from the annotation of a GenBank genome assembly.